CAAAUAGACGAAUCUGGUUUGCGUGUUCUUGGUGAGCGCGGGGUGACGGGAGAACAGAAGCGGAUUGUAGCGCAGCAGACACGCACAAGUGUUGUAUUUGUUUCUAUAUUACCGGGAGGAUCUUAUAUUUUAACAGAAAUGUCAGACGAGAAGCCAAAGGAAGGUGUGAAGACUGAAAAUGAUCAUAUUAACUUGAAAGUGGCCGGGCAAGAUGGCUCUGUGGUCCAGUUUAAAAUCAAGAGGCACACACCCCUCAGCAAACUGAUGAAAGCCUACUGUGAAAGACAGGGUUUGUCUAUUCGGCAAAUAAGAUUCAGGUUUGAUGGCCAGCCAAUCAAUGAGACCGAUACACCUUCACAGCUGGAAAUGGAAGAUGAAGACACGAUUGAUGUAUUCCAACAGCAGACAGGAGGAAUCUGUUAAAGAUUGUGGUCAUGUGCAUAAAGCUUGUGCUCUUCAUGUCAUUUCUAUUGAAGUUUAGGGAUGAAACUUAAAAGGUUUUGGAAGUAUAAUCUAUUUAAGUUAAUUGAUUUUCUUUUCCUCUUUAAAACAUCAGUGACCUUAUUUCUAUUUCCAGUGUUUUUCCCUGAACUGAAGUGGAAAUGUCAAUUGGUAUUUUUUCCUUUGUUUAUUGUAUGCCUGUUAUACACGAUUUUUUGUAUUAUGUAUGUAUGUGCGCGCCUCCAUCUACACUUUUAUACUAGGUGGAAUGAUUUGAGUAUGGUUCUGCAAGUUUUCAUCGAUCAAUUGCAGUAAAGCACAUCUUUUUAAUAGACAUUUCCAGGUCUUAGCAUUGUGUUAGUCAUGCACCUCAGGUCUGAUGAAGCUAGAUUGUGGAUCUUGUCCUGUAGAUGUUAUUUUUAAGUACAAAAUCUCAGAAGCUAUCUUAAGUCUUUUGUUAAACAAUUUGAAGUAAAAUCUCAGAACGUAUAUAGAAAUGUAAGUGUUCCCCUCAUUUUUAUCAACUGCUAUUUUGCCAAAACAUUGUAAUCUCAUUUUCAAUCUUGUAUUAAAACACUUUUGGUGCAAUCUUAAUGCAGUUCCACAGUAAACGCAUGCCAAACCAGUGUGUAGAUCUUCUGUUAGGAUUGAGGGAAAGGUUUUUUAAGGAGAGCAGACUGUCCUUUCUCCUCACAAUCUCUCUGAUUUGUACAUUGUUUGCCCUUUACUACUGUAUAUAAUAAAUAUAGUUUGAUACUCGGUCUGA
Misgurnus anguillicaudatus (oriental weatherfish) is the source of this 1207-nucleotide messenger RNA. RefSeq names its product small ubiquitin like modifier 3b (gene sumo3b). Gene Ontology annotation, molecular function: protein binding. Lineage: Eukaryota; Metazoa; Chordata; Actinopteri; Cypriniformes; Cobitidae. The record is from RefSeq and is a predicted model, not a curated record.